UUUCUCAACCCAGCCCAUCAAAAGUAACUCCAACCCUAACCUUCCUUCCCUUAUAUAUUCUUCUCACUUCUCACAAACCCCCCUUUCAUCGUCUUCCCCGUAACCCUAGCCGCAGUCGCUUCCACAGGAUCUUCGCAGCCAAUUCAUUCUCCAAGCCAUGGCGGACGUUGAAGGUGAUGUUGCGACAGGACAGCCAAAGAAGAGAACGUUUAAGAAGUUCAGUUACAGAGGAGUGGAUCUCGAUGCUCUUCUUGAUAUGUCUACUGAUGAGCUUGUUAAGCUCUUCCCUGCUCGUCCUCGUAGAAGGUUCCAGAGGGGUUUAAAGAGGAAGCCUAUGGCUUUGAUCAAGAAGCUGCGCAAGGCGAAACGUGAGGCCCCACCAGGUGAGAAGCCCGAGGUUGUGAGAACACAUUUGAGGAACAUGGUCAUCGUACCUGAGAUGAUUGGAAGCGUUAUUGGAAUCUACAAUGGAAAAACAUUCAACCAAAUUGAGGUCAAGCCUGAAAUGAUUAGUCACUACUUAGCUGAGUUCUCCAUCUCAUACAAGCCUGUCAAGCACGGUAGGCCCGGUAUUGGUGCUACUCACUCAUCAAGGUUUAUUCCAUUGAAGUGAUCUAGGCAGAGCUUGUUGUUUUGUUUUUUUAGUAAUGCUGGUACUUUCUUUUUCUGCAAUUUUGAAGAGAACAGUGGAUGCUGAAUGGUGUGAUCAGUUAGAGACUAGUAAUUUGCUGAUACAUUGCAACAUUUCAGUUAUUGUGCUUAUAUAGAGCUUUAUUCUAUUUUGAUUUUUAA
This is a messenger RNA of Capsicum annuum, 792 nucleotides long. RefSeq names its product 40S ribosomal protein S15. The coding region runs from base 158 to 613 and encodes 151 amino acids. Gene Ontology annotation, cellular component: ribosome; cytosolic small ribosomal subunit. The transcript has 4 exons. Lineage: Eukaryota; Viridiplantae; Streptophyta; Magnoliopsida; Solanales; Solanaceae. Gene Ontology annotation, biological process: ribosomal small subunit assembly; translation. Gene Ontology annotation, molecular function: structural constituent of ribosome; RNA binding. The record is from RefSeq and is a predicted model, not a curated record.